UUUUUUAGAACAGCUGCUUUUUCAGUUGUAUUAAUGUUAUUAUACUGCCUUCUUUAAUGUAGUCUGCUACUGGAAACUUCAAUGCUAUACACUUUCACAGCUCACAAAGCCCGAAACGGAACGUUUGGAGAAAAUGUCCAGGCUGCUUGGUAUUAUGGUCGUCCUAUUUUCCAUUACCUUGGGGUCAGAAAUAGACAGUGAGGAUGAUGAAAUGAUCCUCUCCCUCAUUCUUCAAGACGACACUGAACCCGAACCUGGAGCCGAACCUCUCGCGCCCUUUUACAGGUGUAACAAGGACGCAUGGAGGCUUCCAGGACAGUACCUUGUAGUAAUGCGGGAGGGUACGCACCAGCCUCAGGUGGAGCGCACUAUUCGGCGGCUAGGAGCCAAAGCGGCAAAGCGUGGCUACCUCACCGACACCGUGCAGACCUUCUCCGGGAUAUUGAAGGGGUUUCUUGUCAAAAUGAGCAGCGACGUACUACACUUGGCUCUGAAGCUGCCCCAUGUUGCUUAUAUUGAGGAAGACUCAACCAUCUUUGCCCAGAGCAUCCCCUGGAACCUGGACAGAAUUGUGCAGACCCAACAUGCAGCUGACAAAUACACUCCACCAAACGACGGGAGUCAAGUGGAGGUGUAUCUGCUGGACACAGGGGUGCAGAACAGCCACCGUGAGAUUGAGGGACGUGUGCUGGUCACUGAUUUCAACAGUGUUCCUGAGGAGGAUGGCAUCCGUGUCCACAGACAGGCCAGUAAGUGUGACAGCCAUGGCACCCACAUGGCUGGCGUGGUGAGCGGGCGAGACUCAGGAGUGGCUCGGGGAGCCAGUGUGCGCAGUGUCAGGGUGAUGAAUUGCCAAGGCAAGGGCACGGUGUCCGGGGCACUGGCCGCCCUGGAGUAUGUCCAUGCCUCCCAGAUCGCCCAGCCUUACCUCCCUCUGAUUCUGCUGCUGCCUUUUGUGGGGGGAUUCAGCCCUACCCUCAAUGGUGCAUGCCGGGAGAUGGUGAAAAGUGGGGUGAUGCUCAUUGCUGCUGCUGGCAACUAUCGUGAUGACGCCUGUCUGUACUCUCCCGCUUCAGAGCCACAGGUGAUAACAGUUGGUGCCACUAACUACCGGGACCAACCUAUGAGCAUCGGGAACUCUGGAACGAAUUUUGGUCGCUGCGUGGACUUGUUUGCCCCAGGAGAUGACAUCGUCAGUGCAUCCAGUGACUGUCCAACCUGUUUCACCUCCAAAAGUGGCACAUCACAGGCUGCAGCACAUGUAGCUGGAAUUGCAGCAGUGAUUCUGAACUCCACCCCCAACAUCACGGCUUCAGAGCUCCUGCAGAAGCUGCUGCGCUACACCAUUAAGCAUGCUAUUGAUAAGAAUGCCUUCCCAGAGGAACACUGGCUUGCCACACCCAACAUGGUGGCAAGACUACCCCCUGCGAGCACCACAGGGGAGGAGCUGUUGUGCCGUUCAGUAUGGUCCCAGAAGUCUGGUGUCUCUCGUUCUGCCACUGUCACUGCCCGCUGCCACCCAGAUGAGGAGCUGUUCAGCUGCUCAAGCUUCUCUCCAAGUGGCCUGAGGAGGGGCGAGCACAUUGAGGAGCAAGAAGGCAAGAAGGAGUGCGUGGCUCACAAUGCAUUUGGAGGACAGGGGGUCUAUGCUGUUGCACGGUGCUGUACCUGGGAGAGGACACAGUGCCAGGUCCGCUCUAGUGAGGGGAUGGGAGUGGAGUGCCUCAGAGAGGAUCAUGUGCUGACAGGCUGCAGUUCCCACUCGUCAUCAGGGAGCAUAACGGAUGUUGUCCGUCCUCUCCAUGGAGAGAAGAAAGCAUGCUCUGGGAAAGAGGGUGUGGUCUCACACGCUUCCUGUUGCCAUGCGCCUAGACUGGAUUGCAGGGUGAAGGAGCACACACCACCAGGGUUCAGUGAGCAGGUUUUAGUGACCUGUGAAGAGGGCUGGACACUGACAGGGUGCAAUGCGGUGUCCCGGGGCUCCAUCAGCCAUGGGGCAUAUGCUCGGGACAACACCUGUGUGGUCACCAGCUCUGAGGGGGGAAAGGGUGUGUCCGCUAUUGCUACCUGCUGCCACAACAGCCAGUCUCAGAACAAUAGAGUCAUGAACAAUCACAAAUAGCCACGUGCAACAUGCCAUUCACUCUUUAAGGCUUCCCGGCAACAAGGUCCUAUGAUUUAUAUCUGAGUUUGAGCUUACCCGGGUGACUCAACUAUUGUUUAAAUGAACCUGUAUAACUUUUAGUCCCUGAAACAGGAAGUAAUAAUAAUAAUAAAAUAAUAAUAAUAAUAAUUGCUUA
Molecule: messenger RNA, 2300 nt
Organism: Lepisosteus oculatus (spotted gar)
Lineage: Eukaryota; Metazoa; Chordata; Actinopteri; Semionotiformes; Lepisosteidae
Gene: pcsk9
Product: proprotein convertase subtilisin/kexin type 9
Biological process (GO): proteolysis
Molecular function (GO): serine-type endopeptidase activity
Source: RefSeq, a predicted model, not a curated record